Messenger RNA from Nerophis lumbriciformis (worm pipefish), 2081 nucleotides. RefSeq lists its product as uncharacterized. Gene Ontology annotation, biological process: regulation of transcription by RNA polymerase II. NCBI's taxonomy places the organism in Eukaryota, Metazoa, Chordata, Actinopteri, Syngnathiformes, Syngnathidae. Gene Ontology annotation, cellular component: nucleus. The record is from RefSeq and is a predicted model, not a curated record. Gene Ontology annotation, molecular function: RNA polymerase II cis-regulatory region sequence-specific DNA binding; DNA-binding transcription factor activity, RNA polymerase II-specific.
GAAACACGUGUUUGGCCAACAUUUGUUCCACGGUUGAGAACACCUCCAAGACGCCACAGGAGGAAGAAAAAACAAGAUGGCGUUUGACGGAGAAGACGUUUUUAUAGUUUAUUGAGCUUAAUUACAACGUACAUGUACACAUGUAGGUCGUUUAAUAGAGUAAACAUCGUUAAUAAUUGUUUGUGUCCGGAUACAUUAGUCUGAGUGCACUUUGACGUGCUAGCCUAGCCUGCUGGUUAGCUUAGCUUGUUAGCUGCUAACAAAGAGACGCGGAAGUUAUCGACACAGCAAAGCAGAGAUCCAAUACGUCAGUGAAGAACAUCUUCUCCCUGAGCAACAGGAGUGGCGCUUCAGGAUGGAUAAGGAGGAGCCACAGCCCUCCCACAUUGAGGAAGAAAAGGCGCCACAGACACAGCACAUUAAAAAGGAAGAGGAGUACCCACUGACCUUGUAUUUUAAAGACGAAAUGGAGGCAGAAGAGACCCCGCACAAUAAAAAGGAAAAUGACCCACUGACCUCCCACUUUAAAGAGGAAGAGGAUGAGCCACAGUCCCCCCACAUUAAGGAGGAAGAGGAGGAACACAGCAUCAGUCAGGAGGGAGAGCAUCUUGAAUGGUUGGAGGAGUUCCCAGUGAUUGGUGUGAUUGUGAAGAGUGAAGAUGAUGAGGUCAAAGGUGAAUGUGAGGAGAAGAGAGAGGCGGAGCCUCCAAGCAGCAGCUCAACUCAACACAUGACAACAGAAGCUGAUGGAGACCACUGUGGAGGAUCACAAGCAGACAAGAUCUUAGCUCCACUAUCAGAUAGUGACGACACAACGUCUCACUCUCCUGACACUGAUGAUGAAGACUCUAAAGAUGAUAAAACAUGUCACACUGACAACACACGCUUGAAAUGUUUUCACUGUGACAAAACUUUUAGUUACCGUGGUAAUCUAAAAGUACACCUGAGAAUACACACUGGAGAAAACCCUUUUUCCUGUUCAGUCUGCGGUAAAAGAUUUGGACGUAAAAAUGUGUUGAAUUUGCACAUGAAAACACACACUGGAGAAAAGCCUUUUUCAUGUUCAGUAUGUGGUAAAGGUUUUGUACAAAGAGGUGAUCUGAAAGUACACAUGAGAAUACACACUGGAGAAAAACCGUUUUCCUGCUCAGAAUGUAGUACAUGUUUCCAACGAAGUGGUAAUUUGAUAGUACACAUGAGAAAACACACGGGAGAAAAACCUUUUUCAUGUUCAGAAUGUGGUAAGAGUUUUAUAGAAAGUGGUACGUUGAAAACACACAUGAUAAUACACACGAGAGAAAAACCUUUUUCAUGUUCAGAGUGUGGUAAAGGUUUUACAAAAAGUCGUGAGUUGGAAGUACACGUGAGAACACACACCGGAGAAAGACCCUUCAUGUGCUCAUAUUGUAGUAAAAGAUUCACCCAGAAGACAAAUUUGAUAAGACACACAAGAAUACACACUGGAGAAAAACCUUUUAUCUGUUCUGUAUGUGGUAAAGGUUUUACACAAAGGGACUCUUUGAAAGCACACACAAUAAUACACACUAGAGAGAAAGUUUUGAGUUGCAGUGUGUGUGGUGAAAGAUUCUCUUCUAAGUACCAGUGUAAGAAACACAAGUGUGCUGGUGAGAACAGCAGCAGCAAAUGAAGAUACAGGAUUUGAAAUAAACUGUCAACUGUCCUUUAAAUUAAACAAUUUGUUGUGCAUUGUUAAAUGUUAGGCUCUCCUCUCUGAUCUGAUUGCAGCUGGGACUGCUGCGCGAUGCUACUGUCCACCGGACCGCCUGUAAAAAGGGGCUCAUGGCAGCACCCGCUGCUCGUUGACGACAUAAACUGAUGCCUUUUUUUCAUUUCUCCAAAACAUCCCCAAAAAGUGGCUGUUUUUUGCUAGUCACUUUGGGUAGAAAAGGGUUAAAAAGUCUGCAGAUUUAUCAAGAAAGUCAGUAGAGAGAAAACACUGUCGUGGUUGUGGGAUAUAAUCCCUCACUUUGUAAUUCAUACAUCACAUUCACAGCUCAGCAGCCAUUGUUUCAUCAAACACAUCAAAUCAUUUAAUAAAUGUAACUUUUCCCUCUAUUAGU